Gilbertella persicaria is the source of this 1379-nucleotide messenger RNA. RefSeq names its product kinase-like domain-containing protein. Gene Ontology annotation, molecular function: protein serine/threonine kinase activity; ATP binding. Gene Ontology annotation, cellular component: cytoplasm. Bases 198 to 1211 code for a protein of 337 amino acids. The record is from RefSeq and is a predicted model, not a curated record. The transcript has 7 exons. Gene Ontology annotation, biological process: protein phosphorylation; regulation of MAPK cascade; intracellular signal transduction. Lineage: Eukaryota; Fungi; Mucoromycota; Mucoromycetes; Mucorales; Choanephoraceae.
UUUUUUUCUUUUAUUUAUUGUUUAUUUUUUCUCUUUCUCUUUCCCUCUCUUUUUCUCUCUCUUUUUCUCGAAAGAAAAAAAAAGGCUUCCUUUCUUUUCUCUUCUUUCCUCACUCGCUCAUCUCGUUGUUGUUGUUGUAGUGGAUUUAAAUUAUCUUUUUCACUCAACAAAUAACAAAAAAAAGUGGUCUGCUCACUAUGAGUACCUCACCUACGCUAUUUAAUACUUCUAGUUCCUCAGCGGCGACUCGACUAGCUUCACCGCAACACAAAAUUAUGGAUAAAGACGCCAAACCACGUAGAUUACGUAACAACACAAAUAUAAAUAGCCAUUACAAAUCUAAUACACAUCAUAAUCAUCAUACCAACACAAAUACCAAUAACAACGAUGCGCACUCGAAAAGGGCACCAUGGCGUGUUCCUGGUAACUUUGAGAUACCAGAUAUCAUCAAAGAAGCAUGGGAAAAAAACAAAAAUAAACUAAUCCAUCAUACCCAACAACAACAACAACAACAGAAAUACCAACAGCAGCAACAACAGCAACAGAAAAAAAAAGUAAUAGAGAACAAGCUUACAAAACGCUGGAUUCCAGUUGGGAAGUCGCCUAGUAUCAUACCAUUACCGCCACCAAUAGUCAAAGUCAAACGUAAAUUACACGCUGAGUUUGAUGCUAAGCUUCGGAAAGUCCUUCCCGGAUCAAAAAUUAUGGACUUGAAUCCAAAAGAACAAUUUGAAGGACUUUGCCAAGUGGGCAGCGGUGCGAACGGAGCAGUAGUUCGAGCAAUUAGAAAACAUACCAAAACACAUGUAGCUAUCAAACGAUGUUACAUUGAGGAUCAAGACACACCUCACCACGCUUAUAUUCUUAGAGAAUUGCGUAUCAUGGGUUGCCUAAAUCAUCCUAAUUUGAUUCAAUUAAAAGAGGCUGCUCUCUGGGAAGAUCACCUUUGGAUGUGCAUGGAACUCAUGUCUUGCUCUGUCUUUAAUCUACUUUACAAUACCACAACUGGCUUAAGUGAAGGAAACACAGUUCGUAUUGCUAGAGAGUGCUUGGAAGGUCUCGUCUAUCUUCAUUCUAAAAACUACAUGCAUCGUGACAUUAAAUGUGAGAAUAUCCUUUUGAGUCGAAACGGUCAAGUCAAAUUAGCUGACUUUGGUUUAGCAACACCCAUCAACAAAAUUAAUACAUCUUGUUUAGUGGAUGGCACCUGAAGUUGUCUCAGAAAGCCCUUACAAAGAGAAUGUUGAUGUUUGGUCACUUGCCAUUACUAUCAUUGAAAUGAUGGACCGUGUACCACCUCUUUAUUACCUUGAAAACACUGAUGACAUUUAUGCUGAUAUUCUCUAUGGCGAUCCACCUAAUUUCCAUUUUGCUAUUCC